CACUAUGUAAAAAUCCUUCUGAUGAUGCAUUUUCAAAAUUAUACAAACAUGAUCCUGAAUAUCUUAUCAACAAACGCUAUUUUAGAAUCGAACCAGCAGCAACAGCAUUUACUCUUGAUGUUGAACCAAUAAGUUAUCCUGAUAAAUGUGAAUUAAAACAAUUGCAUUUACUUACUAGACAUGGAUCAAGGUUGCCAGAGGCAGGUGAAGUUUUAAAGUAUGAUCAGUUGCAACAAGUAUUUGCAAAUGUUUCUGUUGCAAAAGAAUGGUAUAAAAAUCCUUUUACCUUGGAAAGAAAUUUUCAAUUGGUUCACCGUGGAGAAGUGGAACCAUAUUAUGAUGGGAAACAAUGUGCUUUAAGAUACGAUAAAUUUUGGAAUACCGUUAAAGAAGAAACUGGUAGAUUUGAUCCUGAAGUUGUACAUUUUCAGGGUUGCUCUUUUUCAAGGUGUGGUGAGUCAGCAAUGGCUUUUUCUGAAGGAUUAUUUGAUGGUUAUGGCAAAGUGGGUCCCUGUAAAAAUCAGCCAGUAUACAUUACAUCUACACCAGUGAGACAAGAUUAUGUUUUAGAACCAUAUCAAGAUUGUCUACUUUUAAACACCACUGUUUUCAGUAAUAAUCCAAGAUAUAACGAACAAAUUUAUGCAUAUGGUAAUACGACCUUAACAUCAAUUGCUAAGCUUCUAACUUUUAAUCGAACUGACACUUGGUGCUCAUUACUAAGUGAACUUGAUAUUAAAAAAUUACGUUAUUAUUGGGAUAUGAGCGAUUAUUAUCUUUAUGAAUAUGGUAGUUCUCUUAAUGAACAGACCGGCUGUGCCUAUGUUACUCAACUUGUAAAUGGUGUUGAAAAUUACUUGAAUGGAAGUUCUGUAAUGAAAGCUGAUCUGAAAAAUGGCCAUUCACACGGCAUGCUUAUGGUACUUACUACGUUGGGUGUACAUAGAAAUCCAACACUCACUGCGAAUUUUACCCUUGAACAAAUUGAACAGAUUAAAUAUUCGGAGGCUAAAACUAUAUUUUGGUCAUCUACAAUUUAUUUCGAAAUUUAUACUUGUUCAGACAAGUCAAACAGUACAUUAAUACGAUUGGUACUUAACUUUGAACCACUUUUAAUUCCGGGUUGUGAAGGUGAAUAUUGUGAGUGGUCUACAUUUAAAAAG
Dentiscutata heterogama is the source of this 1163-nucleotide messenger RNA. NCBI's taxonomy places the organism in Eukaryota, Fungi, Glomeromycota, Glomeromycetes, Diversisporales, Gigasporaceae. The record is from the annotation of a GenBank genome assembly.